GAUCUACUUUCUGCAGCUGCAGGAUACGUUCCACCACCACUGGCGGGAGGGGAACUUGGCAUCGGCGGCGAGGUGCGACGUGUGUCGGCGUUCCUGUGGUUCCUCUGACGUCCUGGCGGGGAUGAGGUGUGAGUGGUGCGGCAUCACGAGCCACGCGGCGUGUUACCUCAGCGUGCCACCAGAGUGCACUCUGGGACGUCUGCGCUGCAUGCUGCUGCAUCCGGCCUGCAUCCGCCUCGACUCCAGAAACUUCAGCAAGAUGCACUGCUACCGCAUCACCGAGAGCUGCAGCCACGACCUGGAUAACUGCGAUGACGUCGAUCCGUCUGCUGUGUGUAAAGACGGUCAGACGGCUGCUGCAGAGUCCG
Molecule: messenger RNA, 368 nt
Organism: Plectropomus leopardus (leopard coralgrouper)
Lineage: Eukaryota; Metazoa; Chordata; Actinopteri; Perciformes; Serranidae
Source: RefSeq, a predicted model, not a curated record